Molecule: messenger RNA, 629 nt
Organism: Daphnia pulicaria
Lineage: Eukaryota; Metazoa; Arthropoda; Branchiopoda; Diplostraca; Daphniidae
Exons: 2
Coding region: 87-629 (180 amino acids)
Source: RefSeq, a predicted model, not a curated record
AAAAAUCGAGUUGGGUCAUCACAGUCAUCAACUUGAUCUCAGCAUACGCCCACUGCUCCGCCAAGACCUUCUCACUUUGCAACAAAAUGUUCACCAUCAACUGCCUGGCUGUGAUCUGCCUCUCCUUCCUGCUAUUGUUGGCGGUAGAAAUUGAAUCUGCACCACAUCACCACGCACUGCACGUCGGCUCAGCCAAUACCAGCAGGGCAUCCAGUAUCCCCGGCCAUCAUCAUCACAUGGCCACACCUGACGAUCCAACUGAAGAGUUGGUGAUGGAGCAAGAAAAUGCGGAUCAUCCGGAAGCAGGAUUAUCGGGAGUCGCCCAUCCAUUGACGAAACGUUCGACUGAAACCGUUGAAAAACCUAACACGGUGACCAUCGAUUGGAAAUCGAUCAAGACGACCUUAUUGGAGAUGAUUCGCAAGCUUUUCGAAUUCGUGUCCACCACUUUUAGAAAAUUGAGGGAUCGUUUGCUGCACGCUUUCUGUCCCUUCUUCCCUUCCGCCGAUAAUCAGCACGGCCAUCCGGCGGUUGCCACAUUCACCUCCGUCGAUUGGCGUUCAGCUGCGACGACCCUGUUCAACAGCCUAAACAAAUUCCAACAUUUACGAAUGAAUGAAGUUUGGUGA